UCUCUCUCCUUGUCUGUGUAGAACAAGGAACAAGGAAAAACAAAGAAUAAACUUUCAAAUUUCAAUACUCAAUUCACAGGUUCGUACAGCUAAGCAGCUAGGAAAGGGCUAGAAGGGCUCGAGUUCUUCUCUGCAUUAGAGGGGGCCGACUUGGGCUGGGAAUUGAAGGAUAUGAGUUCAAUAUUCACCACCCUAUUGUGCCAAAUAAGAAAUCAAAUUUCUAAAUAACCAUGACUACCACAAAUGUUACCCCUAUCUUACCACCCUCUCCUUUUACUAAAACAUCUCACCCUCAACAUUCAGUUGACAGACUCGCCUUCCUAAUUGACAGGUCUAAGUCAAUUAACCACCUUCUUGAAACCCACGCUGCUCUCCUCCGUCAUGGAUUCCACAAUCAUUCAAUCUUGAACUUCAAGCUUCAGCGCUCAUACGCAUCUCUUGGUCGCCUUGACUACUCUGUUGCCCUUUUUAAUCGCACCCACAAUCCCAAUGUUUACUUUUGGACUGCCCUCAUCAACGGUCAUGUCCAAUGUGGUCUUCAUGAUAACGCAAUCUUAUACUAUACCCAAAUGCUAACCCACGGUGUCCAACCCAAUUGUUUCACUUUCUCUUCACUUUUGAAAAGUUGUCCACUUGAACCAGGAAAGGCCCUCCAUUCCCAAGCCAUCAAGUUCGGGGUGGACUCUGAUUUGUAUGUGAGAACAGGUCUUGUCGAUGCUUAUGCGAGAGCAGGUGAUAUUUGGUCUGCACAAGAAUUGUUCAAUACUAUGCCUGAGAAGAGUUUGGUUUCUUUGACAACGAUGAUAACUUGCUAUGCCAAGUAUGGGGAGCUUGAUAAGGCCCUUGUGUUGUUUAAUGGAAUGGAGGAUAGAGAUGUAGUGUGUUGGAAUGUGAUGAUUGAUGGGUAUACUCAGCAUGGGAUGCCGAAUGAGGCUUUGUUGCUCUUCCGGAAAAUGUUGUCAGCUAAAGUUAAGCCAAAUGAAAUCACAGUACUGUCUGUGCUAUCUGCUUGUGGACAGCUUGGAGCACUGGACUCUGGUAGAUGGAUUCACACCUACAUGGAGAACAAUGGGAUUCAAGUAAAUGUUCGUGUAGCUACUGCCUUGAUCGACAUGUAUAGCAAAUGUGGUAAUUUGGAGGAUGCUCGCUUAGUUUUUGAUAGGAUUGACAGGAAGGAUGUUGUUGCUUGGAAUUCCAUGAUUGUUGGGUACGCAAUACAUGGAUGUAGCCAAGAUACUCUGCAAUUGUUUAAUGAAAUGUGUAGGACUGGAUACCGACCUACUGAUGUAACCUUCAUUGGCAUUUUGAGUGCCUGCAGUCAUGCUGGUUUAGUCAGCCAAGGACGGGAGUUUUUCAGUUCAAUGAAAGAUGAAUAUGGGAUUGAACCAAAGAUCGAACAUUAUGGGUGUAUGGUGAAUCUUCUCAGCCGAGCUGGGCAUUUAGAAGAAGCCUAUGCACUUGUCAAGAACAUGAAUAUUGAGGCUGAUCCGGUGCUGUGGGGAACCUUACUUGGGGCAUGUACACUGCAUGGUAACAUUGCUUUGGGGGAAGAGAUUGCGGAGUUUCUUGUUAGCCGGGAUCUUGCAAAUUCAGGAACAUACAUUCUUCUUUCUAAUAUAUAUGCAGCAGCUGGGAAUUGGGAGGGUGUAGCAAGGGUGAGGAGCUUGAUGAAGGACGGUGGGAUCCAGAAGGAGCCUGGUUGUAGCUCAAUUGAAGUGAAUAACAAGAUCCAUGAAUUCCUUGCUGGAGAUAGGAAACACCCAAAAAGCAAAGAAAUAUAUAUGAUGUUGGAUGAGAUAAAUGGUUGGCUCAAGGCCUAUGGCUACACCCCACAAACAGAUAUUGUAUUACAUGAUUUGGAGGAAAGACAGAAGGAGAAGUCUUUGGAAGUUCAUAGUGAGAAGCUUGCAAUUGCUUUUGGGUUGAUUAGUACUCAACCUGGAACCACCAUAAAAAUUGUAAAGAACCUUCGGGUGUGUGUGGAUUGUCAUGCUGUCACCAAGUUGAUUUCAAAGAUCACUGGAAGAAAGAUUGUAAUGAGGGACAGAAAUCGGUUUCACCAUUUUGAGAAUGGGUCUUGCUCUUGUGGCGAUUAUUGGUGAAUUGUAAAAAAGUCCAUGUUAAAGUCAGAAACACUACUUUUAAGCAUACCUUUGAUUCUGAUUGCUAAAUUAAAAACAUAUCUCGGUAUUAUUAGUAUUGGAUUCUGUAUAAAAUGCAUUAUUAGUUUCCGACAUAGGUUCAUGUAUUGUUAAUGGUAGAACAGGUUAUCAUUUACCAAACUUCCACUGCAGUAGAAUGGUUAACUAGCAGUCAAGUUGUCUACAGAGCAGUGCAUCACUACCUUUUCUUGUUUGCAUUUUUUCUUGUGUUCGUAUUUUGUUCCUUGUGAUUUUAGCACAAUUAUAUCUUGUAUAAAAAAAUGAAGCUAAUGCUAGUAUUUGCCAAUAUGAAAAUUCCCUUUACCAAAUAUAAUUAUAUAACACUUUUAUAA
This is a messenger RNA of Ziziphus jujuba (common jujube), 2494 nucleotides long. Its product is annotated as pentatricopeptide repeat-containing protein ELI1, chloroplastic. Lineage: Eukaryota; Viridiplantae; Streptophyta; Magnoliopsida; Rosales; Rhamnaceae. The transcript is spliced from 3 exons. Gene Ontology annotation, molecular function: RNA binding; protein binding; zinc ion binding. The coding region runs from base 231 to 2102 and encodes 623 amino acids. The record is from RefSeq and is a predicted model, not a curated record. Gene Ontology annotation, biological process: RNA modification.